Molecule: messenger RNA, 2973 nt
Organism: Patiria miniata (bat star)
Lineage: Eukaryota; Metazoa; Echinodermata; Asteroidea; Valvatida; Asterinidae
Exons: 2
Coding region: 1-2973 (990 amino acids)
Biological process (GO): proteolysis
Molecular function (GO): aspartic-type endopeptidase activity
Source: RefSeq, a predicted model, not a curated record
AUGGAUAGGGCAGCGUACCUACGCCGUUUUACGGCCGAAUAUAUAGUCAAACUUUGUGAACUGAAUCACAUAGAUACGAACGAGGUCAAGACCAAACAAGAAAGAGUCGCAAGUCUCUGCGACCUACCACACAUGAGCGAGGAUACAACACAAUCCUCUGGACUGGGAACUUCUGAACUCAUGAAAUUCAUCCAAGAGAUGGAACACAGCCGUCAAUCGCAGACAGAAAAACUGUGCAAAUCAUUGGUAGAUGCUGUCACGGAGUCAGCCAAAAAACCUCCUGUGGUACAGCUGGGCCCUAAACUUCCCGACUUCCACAAACUAAGCAGUGAUGAUGACAUCACGUGCUACUUGGCGACUUUCAAGCGCCUCGCAACUGCGACCAAGAAACCAAAGACAGAGUGGCCUCGCCUACUUGAACCUUACCUAACUGGGAAAGCCCAGAAGGUUUUCUACAGUCUUAGUGAGGAGGACAAACAAGAUUUUGACAAGAUAGUGGCCGCGAUUGAACGUCGAUAUUUUCGCACUCCUGAAGCCUACAAAAUGGAAUUCAAGUCAGACUUCAAGAAAGGUGAUGAGACUUUUGAGGACUACGCCAACAGACUCAACCACAAUUUCCUGAAGUGGCUUCAGACAGAUAAAGCUACAGCGGAGGUUGCCGAGGUAAAACGCUGUUUCCAUCUCAUCAUGAUGGAUCAGUUUUUGUCCAUGGUGCGCAACGACAGUCUCCGUCUGAAGCUGCACGAACGAAAACUCCAGACAGUGUUCGAACUCGCUCGUGCUGCGGACGAGUACUUGCUCCACCAGCGGUCAACCAAUGCCCUCCAAAACAACUCCAGAAACAAUCCAUCAACACCACCGGCUCCAGAAAAAACUCCAGUCUCCGCCGGUAAGCCACCCUUCUCAGUGAACAAACCCCCAUCCACAACCACACCUAACAAUUCACAGCCACCCGCACGGUCAGCUCCACAGCCGCCCAAGGCCUACGACAAGCCUCAGCCUCCAAAUAAGGUGAACUUUCUGCAGUCAGACACGACCUGUGGAAACGGUCCAUUGGUCGAAGCAGCCAUCGCUGACACCCACAGUGUCGUCGCGCUCGUAGACACUGGUUCCAGCCGCUCAUUGAUUACGGAUGAAUUCUGUGAUGAACUUGGUCUGUCACCUCGCCUGCCAGAUAUGGAGACAUUGAUCAUGGUCGACGGUUCUGAGCUGGCCACGCUCGGAACUGUUGAGACACAAGUUCGUGUAGGCAGUACGGACGCAGUGCUUCGCCUGCACAGGGUUCACCGCUUGCCUACCCCUGUCUUGCUUGGGAUGGACUAUGUACACAAGGCCCAUCUCACGCUUGACUUCGCGAAUAACUGCUACUGGACAGUCGGUUCUGCGGAAGACCACCUCAUCAAGUUCCCUAUGCUUGGUACCCCCGCCCCUCCCCCUUGUCGUGUGGAUCCGGCCGUGCCGCCCGAUGUAGAUCUGCCUCCGCGGACUUCUUCGCAAUUGGACCAACCGAUCCUCACAGGUAAUGAUCUCCACCGCAUCGACUGCCUGCUGAAUGACUUUCCGAAUGUCAUGUCUGACCAACCAGGACGGACAGACAUUGCACAGCACUACAUCGAUAUCGGUGACGCUCCACCCCAGCGCUCACCACCAUAUCGUCUCUCGCCAGAUCGUCGUCAAGCCCUACACGAGGAAAUCGAUUCACUUCUGCAGUCUGGAAAGAUCACGCCUUCGAAAUCGCCAUGGGCCUCGCCCGUGCUGAUGGUCCCCAAGAAAAACGGCCAGUUCAGGUUCUGUGUGGACUAUCGGAAACUGAAUCGCGUGACGAAACUUGACGCGUACCCGAUGCCCACUAUCGACACCAUACUUGACUCUCUCCAUGGUGCUAAGAUAUUUAGCUCCCUGGAUCUCCGUAGCGGCUACUGGCAAAUGGGCAUGGCUCCCGAGGAUGCUGAGAAAACAGCCUUCAUCUGUGAAGAGGGGCUGUUUCACUUCACCGUACUUCCCUUUGGAGUGGUAAACGGUCCAGCCAGCUUCCAGCGCCUUAUGUCGGAGGUGCUGGGAGACCUCAUCGGUCGCACGUGCUACGUAUAUCUCGAUGAUAUCGUUUGCUACUCACACGACGUCGAUCAACAUCUCGCUGAUCUUCGUGAAGUACUGGCCAAACUACGUUCCGCUGGUCUGACUGUAAACUUCGAGAAAUGCAACUUCGCAUGCUCCGAAAUGUCUUACCUCGGACACGUUGUGAGCGAGGACGGCCUACGUCCAAAUCCAGACAAGGUAGCUGCAAUUCGCGACUAUCCCGUUCCCCAGACACGGAAACAACUCGAACGUUUCUUGGGAAUGGUUGGGUGGUAUCAGAAGUUUAUCCCCCACCUGUCCGACACAGCUGACCCCUUGUAUCAACUUCGUCGAAAGGACGUUCCCUGGACAUGGUCUCCCGCAUGUCAGAACGCCUUUGAUUCCCUACGACACGCACUCACAACACAGCCAAUUCUGGGUUUCUCCGAUCCUGACUUGCCCUUCUCCAUCCAUACGGACGCGAGCAACGUCGGACUUGGUGCCAUUCUCCUCCAGAGCCAGGAAAAUGGUCCACGCACAAUCGCUUUCGCUAGCCGAGCUCUCUCCAGUGCUGAAAGAAACUAUAGUGCAACAGAGAAAGAGUGCCUGGCUGUUGUUUGGGCACUUGAGAAAUGGCGCCCCUAUCUGGAAGGUCGCCACUGUCGCGUAGUAACUGACCAUCAGGCCUUAUGCUGGCUGUUCCGCAGAUCCCAUCAGAAAGGACGCCUCGCACGCUGGGUCUUACGCCUACAGGACUUCACAUUUGACGUCGUGUAUCGCCCCGGACCGCUCAAUGUGGUACCUGAUGCCCUCUCCAGAGUCCCCUCAUGUCGUUGGAGUGGUACAAGCGAACCCCCCACCACCUCCGACACCGCCCCCGACACCCCAUCCGCCAACGCUUACGUCAGUCGGUAG